UCUUCUUCUUCUUCUUCUUCUUCUUCUUCUUUUCUGUGUUUUUUAUGGAACUUGGUAGAGGACAGAACCACAGAAGAACCGAAGUCAAUGUGGGUGCCGUAACUGAUGUCGGGACUACAAACUCGGAGGUUGCCAUGCUAUGUGUCAAUUUGUCUCUUUCCGAUUUUUAUUCUUCUCGUCCUGAGUUUCAGACAAGGCUUGUUGUCAACGUCGGUGAAUAUUUCUGAACUUGAAGCUCUUGGUUCAUCACAAUUAGGUCCAAAGCUUCUCCAGACACUAUCAAGAGUUCAAUUCAAAGGACUUGCAGGAGAUUUCCGUUUUAUGAAUGGACAACUUCAACCAUCAGUGUUUGAGAUUAUUAAUGUGGUCGGAACGGGAGAAAGGUCAAUAGGAUUCUGGACAGAGGAAAAUGGUCUUGUCAAGAAAAUAGACCAAGAACCUCAAAGUGUGGAAGCUUUAUCUACUUGGAAAUAUUAUCUUAAAUACAUUAUAUGGCCUGGAGAGGCUGAUUCUGCUCCCAAAGGAUGGGAGAUUCCGACUAAUGGGAAGAAGUUGCGCAUAGGAGUUCCAAAGAGAACCGGUUACACUGAUCUUGUGAAGGUCACAAGAAAUCCUAUCACCAAUUCAACGGUAGUCACAGGUUUCUGCAUAGAAUUCUUUGAGGCUGUGAUUCGAGCAAUGCCUUAUGACGUCUCCUAUGAGUUCAUACCUUUUGAGAAAGGCAAUGGUGAAGCAGCCGGCAAUUACAACGACUUGGUCCACCAAGUGUACCUUGAGAGAUAUGAUGCGGUUGUGGGAGAUACAACAAUACUGGCAAACAGGUCCUCCUAUGUCGAUUUUACACUCCCUUUCAUUAAAUCAGGUGUGGGAUUGAUUGUACCAAUGGAUGACCUAGUGAAUAGAGAUCACUUCAGCUUCUUGAAACCUUUGUCAUGGAAACUAUGGGUUACUUCCUUUGUCUUUUUCUUCUUUAUUGGCUUUACUGUUUGGGUUGUUGAGCAUAGGGUUAAUCCUGACUUUCAAGGACCGAAAAGAUACCAAGCUAGUACCAUAUUCUGGUUUGCUUUCUCUACCAUGGUUUUUGCUCCAAGAGAAAGGGUGUUCACCUUUGGAGCGAGGAUCUUGGUUAUCACAUGGUACUUCAUCCUUCUCGUGUUGACUCAAAGUUACACAGCCAGUUUAGCCUCACUUCUGACCACACAAAAACUUAAUCGAACCAUAACUAGCAUGCGUAGCUUGCUUGAGAGAGGAGAAAGAGUGGGUUAUCAGAGAACAUCGUUCAUCUUCGGAAAGCUUAAAGAAGCAGGUUUCUCGUCAUCUACCCUUGUGCCCUUUGAUACGCCAGAAGAAAGCGAUGAAUUUCUCAGAAAUGGACCAGAAAAUGGUGGAAUCUCUGCAGCUUUCUUGGAAACACCUUACUUGAGACUCUUUCUCGGACAAUAUUGCAACAACUAUAAAAUGGUUGAAGAACCUCUGAAUGUUGAAGGAUUUGGCUUCGUAAAUCGAAACUCUUUUUUUUUUGCAGGUGUUUCAAGGGCUAUCUUGAAAGUAGCAGAGUCACCAAAAGCCAUGGAACUUCAGCAUGCGUGGUUCAAGAAGAAAGAAGAAAGUUGUCCAGACCCAGUCACCAGUCCAGAUCCAAAUCCAUAUGUUACCUCUAGACAACUUGGUGUAGACAGUUUCCGGCUUCUGUUUAUAGGCGUGUUUGUUAUAUGCAUUAUAACCCUCGGAAAAUUCACUUUCUGUUUCCUAAAGAAGACUGAAGGGAAUGAUUCGUAUAUCAACCGGGUAGAGAAAUGUUCAUGUUGGUCAAAACAACAAACGGUUCAUGACAGGAGUCAAGCAAGACAGCCACAAUAGUCAUUAAGUCACAAUCAUAGCCGGCUUAGAGCAUGUGCCCACAGUCACAGUGCA
Molecule: messenger RNA, 1914 nt
Organism: Brassica oleracea var. oleracea
Lineage: Eukaryota; Viridiplantae; Streptophyta; Magnoliopsida; Brassicales; Brassicaceae
Product: glutamate receptor 2.2-like
Exons: 5
Coding region: 106-1860 (584 amino acids)
Cellular component (GO): plasma membrane
Molecular function (GO): glutamate-gated receptor activity
Source: RefSeq, a predicted model, not a curated record